AUAAUUUCUAAAAUUCAUCAUAUAUUUUAUUGCAAAACUUGCUUAUAACCAUACAAGUCCACAACAUAUAAUAGUACGAUCCUAUUUCCUUUUUACAACGCCAACAUAUUGGUGAACUUCCCUUAUACAUUUUGGCAAGUUUUGCCAGGGUGUGGUGCCAUCGAUAAAGCAUCUUCAUGGUAUUUUCUCUCAAAUUAUAACAUGAGGUAAAUUUAAUGUCUUGCUGCCAUAGCAUUCCCCACUGUUCCAUAUUAAUAUUGUAGCCAAAGUCCUGCGCCCAUUUUAUCACAGAUGUUUUAACCUGCUCCUCUUUCACUUCCCACUCUAAAAGAUGUUCAUACAUUCUUGAUAUAUAUUUUCCCUUGUUAUAUAUUAACUCUUUUUCAAAGGCGGAAGUUUCUUUGGCAAGACCUUCUCUUUUAUCUGUGCUCAGUUUUUGGUUUAGUUGGAAUUACUGUAGCCAACCAGACAGGUGAUGUUUAAUAUCCUCAUAUUUUUUUAGGAUUGGCAUUUCUUUGUUUGGUUCUAAUAACAUCCUGUAAGUGGGCCAGUCUCCCUUCAUGUUUUUCCUUUUGAUUGCUAUCGCUUCUACUGGUGACGUACACAAAGGUAUAUUGGGUUCCAAAAUUCCUCUGUAUUUACUCCAGAUUUUAUAGAGUGAUCUUCUUACUACAUGGCCCAAGAAACCUUUGUGCACUUUCACCUUUUCAUAUAUCAGAUAGGCAUGCCACCCAAACCGGUUGUCGUGCCCCUCAAGAUCUAAUACAUUUGUAUCUUUUAGUGUAAUCCAUUUCUUUAACCAAACUAGCCAGCUGCGGCAUGGUAUAAUUCUAAAUCCGGUAAUCCAAAUCCACCUCUUUCUCUUUUAUCUAUUAAUACCUGGUGUUUGAUUCUCAGCUUAUUGCCAUUCCAGACAAAUCUGGCUAGCUCCUUUUUCCAUUCCUGAAAACAUUUCAUUCCUCCCAAAAUCGGAAGUGUUUGAAACAAAAAAAAAAGGUUGCGCUGCUUUUUCCAUUGCGUUGCCAUACAUCCAACGCCAUUUUUACACCUGGAAACCAGGACAUGUCAGGAAUUUUCCUGACAUAUGACAAGCCUAGAUUGAAGCUACGACCCAUGUGCUUUGCUUUCCCCGCCUUUUUUCAGAACAGGAGCAAGGAGUUGUAAUGACUGAAGCACUCUUUGAUAGGAGGCCAAUAAAAACACAUGGCUCUUCUGUCUUUAGGUUAGGUAGAAGGAAAAGCUUCAGCAGGUGCAAGGCUGCUCAAGCCUGCGGCAUCAUGAAGUGACCAUCUGGACCAGCUGAAAUUCCCCUCCAUCACACAACUCUUAAAGGCACAUAUUUCCAGAAGCGUGAGAUGGAAACCUUUAGCAUUAUCUCAAAAGGCCACUGGGUGCCAUUGUAGCUCCACCGACCAAACAGAGGAAACAGUUGAGGAAGGUUUUCCGUUCAUCUGUGGCCCAUCCAAAGAUGGGUAGGAAAAAGUCCCCUUCCAAGGUGCUUUUUAAAGUCACCAGUUUGUAGUGAAAACCAACUAAUGACUUCAGUUGCAGCACUGAUAUAGCAUUCAUCCAGCAAUUUGCAAUGACCAGUACAUCCUACUUAAUGGAACUGGUUUGCCUCCUCUACCAAUUACAGAACUAACAACAACAAGAACAAGUUUUAAUUUGUGACAUGACUACCUCCGGUUAAAAUAACUAGAUCCCCCCUUUUAAGAAUAGGAAUAUUUAUGGGUAGUUGCAUUUUUAAAUCGGUAUUGCUCAAAAACAGUAGUGAUCUGAAGCCAAGCCACCUGCCUCGCAAUAUUUUCUGUUUUUCAGGGUGCAAUUUUCAAGGUCACUGUCACCCUUAUACAUAAGGAAUAAAAAUCUUAAAACCUCCCUUUAGAAACUGUGACAGUGAGCAUGGCAAGGGGGCAAUAAAGACAGUGUUAUGGAAGGGGGUUAAUUGCAAAUGAUCACAGAUAAACUAUUCAACUCAGUGCAGUGAGCAUAAUGGGGAGUGAUUUCAACACCUCAGCUGUUGGGGUGAAGGAAGAUAGAAGGAAGAAGGGGGUGUUCAUGAAAACAUGAUUUCCUUAUGACUUUGUAUGCUUUAGGGUGGGAUAGCAAAGCUGAAGGCUACAUCUGGCCCAUAAAGCUGCUUCUAGCGGUCAACAAAGCUUUGCAAAAUCUGAACUUUUUCUAAGGCUAGACCCCAAAUGAAUUCAUUGAAAUAAUCGCAGUACUUUUGGAAAUAAGCCAUUAAAUGUUUAAAGGACAUUGCUAAUGUAAUACUGCAUGAUCGUCUGUAAGAAGGAACUGAUGAGGGCACUGUGAUUUCAGAAAUUGGUUUGGAGCAUUAUCAGGCAAAGACUGAGCUAUGGCCAUAAAAAGGGAAAGAACAAAAGCUAAACAGACCCACUGAAAUAUUAAUGGGUCUGAAAAUUAAUCUCAGCAUUAUAACCCUUUGUGGUCUCUUGAAUAAAAUAUUUAUUAAAUACCCUGGAUGGAGGCUCUGAGUUUUUAUUACUAUAGUGAUAAUAAAUUACAUUCAUCAUUAUAUGUAAACAAGGCUUCCAUUGUUCAAAUAUUGAUAUCUAAAGAUUAAACCCACUAGACAGCGAUGUUCAAUUUUAUUAGUAUAGUUGGACAACUCAUCUUAGCAACAGCCAAGCAUGAAACAUUUUUUUUUUAAAGUUCAGAUCAUUCUGGAAAUAAAUUAUUAAGGAGUAUACAUAUCCGGUAUGAGGAAUUAUCAAAACCCUAAAUACUAAAAACUUUUUCAAUACUAUGAUAUACACUGGCCUAGAUUUAAAAAAAAUUAUUAAACAGUGAUUGUUGCAAAAUCAGAUAAUGGAUUGGCUCAAACCCUGCUUCCAGUGUCCUGCAUUCCAAUAUGAGAUGCAUCAUAAACCAAGGAGGUUUUUUUAAAAAACAAAACAGUUUAUUAUAAAUAUUUCCAUCUUGCCAAUCCAAACAUAAUUGUGCUGUAACAGUAAGGGUAACAGCAACACAAGAGCCCAUAUUUUCACAGUCUGAUAACCUAAGUAAUUUUCCUUCUCUGCCUCUCUUUCAGUUCACUACGAGCAAGAAUAAUAUGUGCUCUGGAAUGACUUUUUCCAGGUGAUUGCAUUUGAAUUAGGGUGCUUUCACAAACUGCUCCAAAAGCACCUUUUAGCCUCUCUCACCUGCUAUCUAUGUGCAUGUGUACAAGAUUGUAAUGCACACUGCAAGUAAAAAAGCAACACGGACAAAAAAUAUGGUUCACAGGACACAGGGAAAGUGUUUUAAGAAAUCUCAUCCUUUGCCACACCUUAGAUCAAAUUCCCAACCUUUUCUUAGUGGGGAAGUAUUUUCAUACCUUCCUUUCUGGGGCAAAUUCCACGGGCUACAUGCCACUGGUAAAGGUAAAGGUACCCCUGACCAUUAGGUCCAGUCGUGACCGACUCUGGGGUUGUGCGCUCAUCUCGCUCUAUAGGCCGAGGGAGCCGCCAUUUGUCCGCAGACAGCUUCCAGGUCAUGUGGCCAGCAUGACAAAGCCGCUUCUGGAGAACCAGAGCAGCACAUGGAAAUGCCGUUUACCUUCCCGCCAGAGCGGUACCUAUUUAUCUACUUGCACUUUUGACGUGCUUUCGAACUGCUAGGUUGGCAGGAGCAGGGACCGAGCAACAGGAGCUCACCCCGUCACGGGGAUUCGAACCGCCGACCUUCUGAUCGGCAAGUCCUAGGCUCUGUGGUUUAACCCACAGCGCCACCCGCAUCCCCACAUGCCACUGGUGGGUCAGGCCAAAAGCCAAAGUGGAAAAGCAAUGACUGUAUGUAAAUUUUACAUUUUUACAGCAAGCUUAUUUCUGCACACACUCACAUACCCCUCUCUCUGUCCUCCAUCCAGACAAGCAAGGAGCAUCACCAGAGUGCAAAAACAAAUUCUAGCCAGGCAAAAAUACUCAGAGAUGUAAAGCAGAGCUGGUGAGGGUUGUGAUCUGGGCAGGGUGUGUGUGGCCUGGGGACAGUCCCAAGGGCCAGACAGAUGCUUGGGAGUGAGAGGCUGCAUUUUACCCCAGGUUCCCUACCUGAGCUAGAAUGUAAGCAUAGAUAGGAGAGUCUAGUAUAUGCAAAGUUAUUUAACUGUAUUAAUAAAAUAUUUGCAGCAUGGGUGUAGGCAGGGGGGGCAGCUGCCCCCCCCCCCGAUCAAGUAAAACAAUAGAAAUAGCUAACUGACCAAUCACAUUGGUUCUGCCCCCCAACAAAAAUCCUGCCCCCCUCAACAAAAAUCCUGGCUACGCUCAUGAUUUGCAGUGCUUGCCAGUUAUUCAGUACUUUGCCAUUCAGUGGGCAGAAAACUAAAUGGUGCAAAGAGGUUUACUGCUUAGCGAGCAGUUGGGCAGACUACUGCCUGCACACUUUUCUCCACAUGUAAUCUCUAACCAUGAGUUGAAGUCUUCAGCAUGGGUCUCUCAACCCGUUUUUUAUUAUUUAAAAAAAGAAAAGCUUAGAGAAAGGGGGCAGACUGCUACAUGCCCCCAGCAAAAUUACAGUGCAAAGAGGGUAUAUCAGAAGAUGCACAACUAGGAGGGGGGAAGCUGUACCUAUUUAAAUUCCCAUUGUUUAUGGAACAGAGAGGCCACGUCCUGGUUUGCUUGUCAAUAUUAAUUUCACGAGGCAGAGUGAUAAUGAGGCUUGGUGCAUUGUGAAUCAAGUUCGAGAAAUGGUUUGUUUUGUCACUUGGCAAAAAAAAGCGCUUAAAAAAAAAAUAAGGGAAGGGGCUCUCAUAGGCGUAGCCAAGGGGGGCAGCUGCUCCCCCCCAGAUAAAAUAAAACAAUAGAAAUAUUUAACUGACUGACCAAUCACGUCGGUUCUGCCCCCCUAGCGAAAGUCCUGCCGCUCCUAACAAAAAUCCUGGCUACGCCCAUGGGGGCUCUGAUUUUAGUCUGCAUUUAUUAUUAUUAUUUAUUUGUAUCCUGCCUUUUUUCCCUGAUGGGGAAAAUGAUGUAAAAAUGAGAACUGCUAAAUGCAUGGCGGGGGGGGGGGGGGCAUCGUUAAGAAUAAAAGUGUAAAGCUAAACAUAUACCGUACAAAUAAUUACAAUACAUAACAGUAUCUGGAUAAUUUGAUUUAUUUGCUUUUGAGGAGGAGGUGGGUAGCAACAAGGUGAGCCAUUUGGGUGACUGAAAAUGAGCGCCUAAUAAUUGCAGAACAGCGCUUUGCCAAGGCGCUCCCGGCCCCUCAAAAGAGCAUCUUCACCUGUCCCACCCAGGUGGUACAGUAGCGUAGCGACCGAUAGCUUCCUGCAGCCAAUCAGCACAGAACUGUGCCGCUUCACGACCAAUCCACGCCAAGCGGGGCGGGGCGCGACUAAACCCAAGGGCGGGAGUGGAACGUGGGCUUCCGUAGCAGCUCGGGAAGCGCGGGAAAAGAGGCUGAGAGUCGCCUGGGCGCUUCUCGCGCUUCGGGCAGCCGCAUCGGGACAACCGCCUCUGCACGAGGGGAGGCAGGGUGCUUGCUCCGCCCAUCCAGCUCCCGCGAGGGAGGCGUGAGUGAGGCUGUUAGGCGGUUGGAGGAAAGAGGUUGUUGGGGGCAAGAUGGAGGGUUGGAAAAAUCAGGGUUUAAAGUGUGGGGAGGGGGAGAUGCCAUAAGAGGAGAGGUCUCGCUUCGCUAUUAUCCGUUUCCCUUGUUGAGUUGCAGCAGGGCCCCUGAUCAUCCCCACUGGUGAGUAAAAAGGGCAUUGUACGUUCUCAGAGGCACUCUUGUUAUUCCUCAUUUUUUAAAAAAAGAAAGGGCUUUGGGUGGUUGCAGCCGACAAAGUUCUACCCAACAUUGUGUUCAUUGAGAUGAGCGGCCCCAACUUUUGUCCAUUAAUUGCAGUGGGUCUGCUCCGAAGUAGGUCUAACACUGGACACGGCCCACAUACUCUACGGCUGCAUUCCAAUGAGCCCAUGUUCAGUUCUGAAACCCUACAGUUGGUAGGUGUUAGGUUUUUUUAUAGAAAAAAAAAUCUGCUGGCUAUUGCUGCAAUUGUGUACAUAUUUAAAAUUGCAUAUGCCUGGUACUGAAGUUGAGAUGGACAAAAAUAUAUUAAUAGUUUGCCAAGAAAAAAAAAGAAAACAAAAACCACCCACCCAAGGGUACAGCAGAAUGACCAACACACCAUGAUUUGUUCGAAGUCCUCUCUGCCUGGAAUUAUCUUACUCUGAAUUUAUUUUUGACACUGGGAGGGCUGGUUAGUAUGUGGUGUUUGAUUAAAACUGCAAAGGAUUUUGUAGCAUCUUAAAGGCUAGCAGCUUUAUUGUGUUAAGUUUUUGUGGAUUAGAGUCUACUUCAUCAAAUAUGUGAUUUAUGCAUACCAUCACUUCUGUGGGAUAUAGGAACAUACGAAUCUACCUGGUACUGAGUUAGACCCAUUGGUCCACUUAGCUCUCUAAACACUGACUGGCCAUGGCUCUCCAGUAUUUCAGAUGAGAACAUUCCCUGCCCUGUCUGGAGAUGUAUGGAACUUUCUGCAUGCAAAGCAGUUGCUCUACCCCUGAACUAUGGCCCUACCCUGUGCAUGUGUGUAUAAUAACAUACAAACCUAUGCCAGCCCACAGACAAAAACCAAGGGAUGUAGGACUGCUGGGACAGCAGCUUUAGCCUCAGUUUCAUGUCUGUUACUUUCCCAGGUGAGAAUAAGAAUCUAAACCUAGCAUCUUGGGUGCUGUUUCCCAUUGUAUCUGCUUAUUCUCAGGAGCUCCUUUCAGUAUGAAUCCUUGUGGCAAGGGAGAAGAAAGAAAGGAGACUUCAGCCAGCUCUGGCUUACCCUGUUCUUCCCAUCACCUGAGAGCAUCCCCAACAGAGCAGCAUAGCAUCGAGGAGAAAUCUACCAGGGUCAAACGCCGCCGAACAAGACGAGAGCGCAACUAUGUCAAGUUUGGCAGAAAUGUUACCGGUAGGAUCCCAGAACAAAGGCCCAACCGCAGGACGCUACAGAAGACGCUGCCCCCUUUCUGGAGCUCCCAGUUUAACACCUGUCCUAAGUCGACUCCCAUCAGACCCAUCAAAGGCAGCUGUGUUGCCAAACCUCUGAUUAUAACGCAGAACAGACUCUCUCAGCCCUUUGGCAUGUUUAACAGGGAGGUGAAAUCACUUAACAUAGAGAGAUUGUUGAGCCCCAGAGCUGAGCAAGAGGUCCUGGAGAUCACUCCUAUACAAAGAGACAGUGGCAUGGAGAUGUUGCUGGAAGAAGAGAUCCAGUCCUGUGACGCUGAUCAGAAAUCUAUUCCCGGCGAUCAGUUGAGAUGCAGUGGAAAGAACCCACGUGGAGGAAAUAAGGACUCUACAUCGAUUACACAGCAUCCUGUGGCCACUCCAGGUGCAUCCCAGCCUUUAGCUGCACCUGCGGUUGUGGAGUUCAAUCAAGAGGAUUUGGAAACUGAGCCUUUUCAGGGCAAUGCCUUGAUGGACUUGAAUGAAAAGGAAAACGUCCCUCCUGUCCCCACAGCAGAAACAGAGUCAGGCAAAGGCAAAUCUCCAGUAAGGGAAUUAGCCCAGGACCUGCAAAAACUCUUGGACCUCAAGGCAAUAUUCCCUGGGCGUAACUUAAUCAGGGAAACACGUCAGGCUGUUAUCAAUAUCCUGCUGGAACAGAAGAAAACACUCCCAGAUUUAUCUGCCUUGGCACUGCUCAAGAAGUCUGCAGGUGGUUGUAACACUGACACGGCCCAUGCAGGUAAGGGGCUUGUUGAGGCUGCAGCAUAAGUAUGAACUGUGUCAAGCAGCUUGGCUGAAGCUAAGCAGCUGUUUGGCAUGCAGCAUUUGCCAUAAAUACUGAAAACAAGCAGUUUUGUGAAAUAUUGCAAUAGUGAAAACAAGAAGUGUAGAAGUCCUGCUUUUGCUUUUGGCCACCAUUCUUUAAUGACCAUGCAAGCAAGUGAUGAAUGGACUUUUUAAAAAAUCCUGCACUUUCUCAGAUGUUUUCCUUCAUGGGCUUCUCCUCAUCUUUCAUAUUCGGGGCUGGGCUGGGGAGCUUUUUCCUAUUAAGGGCUUAUUUCACUUGGAAAAGGUUAGAUGGCGGGGACAACUGAUGGUGGAUGGGGUCGGAUACUAUGAUGGUAGAAAUCUGAACCCAAACUGAGCACAUUGUAGGAUUGCAUAGCACACUUUCCUUCUCUUUGCCCAAUCUCUCCCAUUUGUUUGGGCUUUUUCCUGUUUAUCCCUCCACCUCCAUUAGCACAGGGUUGAACAGACACUAACGAGGCCUCAACUGAUAGUUGCAGAAGGCUGCACUAAAUUAGGCCACAGCCAGCUUUAAAACUUUUCAUGGUGGCCUGACCACCUUCACUGCUAAAGGCAACCUGAACCCUCCUUUACUGUUCAGGGAGCUAACUGCAGCAUUAUUCUAGAUUCAGGUAGGUAGCCGUGUUGGUCUGACACAGUUUAAAUGUAUAAAAAAAUAAAAAAAAUUGUCCAGUAGCACCCUAGAGACCAACUAAGUUUGUUCUUGGUACAGUGGUACCUCGGGUUACAUACUUAAUUCGUUCCUUAGGUCCAUUCUUAACCUGAAGCUGUUCUUGACCCAAGGUACCACUUUAGCUAACGGCCUCCCGCUGCUGCCGCAGCGCCGCCGCUGCACGAUUUCUGUUUUCAUCCUGAAGUAAAGUUCUUAAUCAGAGGUACUAUUUCUGGGUUAGCUGAGUCUGUAACCUGAAGAGUCUGUAACCCGAGGCACCACUGUAUAAGCUUUCGUGUGCAUGCACACUUCUUCAGAUACACUGAAACAGAAGUCACCAAACCCUUAUGUAUAGUGGGAGGGUGGGGUGGGGUUUUUUCUGGAGGGUAGUAGGAGAUGGGUGAUUGACUCAAUGGGUAUGGUAAACCUGUUGACGACUGUUAACAACUGCAAUUAGUCCUAGAGGAAAAAGCAAGGGAUAGUAUGCAGAUGAUUAGCAUAUGUAAUGAGACAGGAAUCCAAUAUCUCUAUUAAGACCAGGUCUCUCCGUAGUUUUCAGUUUGGUGAUAAGUUGUAAUUCAGCAACUUCUCUUUCAAGUCUGUUUCUGAAAUUCUUUUGUAAUAAGACAGUUGCUUUGAGAUCCUGUAUUGAAUGUCCUGGGAGAUUGAGAGACUGGCUUCUCUGUCUUGUAAUUCCUGAUGUCAGAUUUAUAUCCAUUUAUCCUUUGCCGUUACAGGAUCUCACCCCCACCCUCCCACUAUAUAUAAGGGUUUGGUGACUUCUGUUUCAGUGUAUCCAAAGAAGUGUGCAUGCACACGAAAGCUUAUACCAAGAACAAACUUAGUUGAUCUCUAAGGUGCUACUGGACAAUUUUUUUAUAUAUUUUGCAGCAUUAUUGGCAGUGCCACACAGGGGAAUAGUGUUGCUCUGGAAAUCUGGGUCUCACUUUACAGUGGUACCUCGGGUUACAGAGACUUCAGGUUACAGACUCCUCUAACCCAGAAAUAGUACCUCGGGAUAAGAACUUUGCUUUAGGAUGAGAACAGAAAUCACGCGGUGGCAGCAGGAGGCCCCAUUAGCUAAACUGGUACCUCAAGUUAAGAACAGUUUCAGGUUAAGAACGGACCUCCAGAACGAAUUAAGUUCUUAACCAGAGGUACCACUGUACUUGAAAAGGUUCACUGGAUCUUUGUGCAUUAUCAAAACACAUUGCGCAACGUACUAGAGUAGUAGGGGCAUAAUGAAAAAAAGAUCAUUUUGAGAAAGUGAGGUUUCCCUUUCUCAGCUAUGUCAAUAGAAACUUACAACUUGUCAGCCCCCCCCCCCAACACCAUCCCAUGUUACACUGUGGUGGGAGCUGGUUCGCUUGAACCUCAUUUCUGGUAUUUUGUGGGGGAUUAGGCUACAGUCACUGAAAAUCCUUGGAACGUACUUGGUUUACUUACUACGUUGUAUUUUGUCAAUAAAUCAAUUUUAAGAACCGUGGGGCGAAUCCUAGCAUUGCUCCAUCCUUUAUCCCUUUUUGCUUUUACUUCCUGAUAUAUCCUUGCCUGAGACCAUCGUUUCACCACUACCCUCAGCCACUCCAAAGUUCAUUUGUCCCCUGGAUUUCUACCUCUUCUCCCUCACUGUCAAAAUAUAGACAGUAAGCUUCUUGCUGCAGGGACUUGUCUUGUUUUACUUUCCACCUCUCCCUACCCUGCUGUGUUGCUUUGCACAGCAUAAUGGACUUGUAUGUCACCCUCCCGAAGGACAAAUUAACUUUGCCCUUACUCACAUUUGUAAGCUUUUGAUUCCACAUGGGAUUUUGUGUGUUCAUUUGUUCUGUCCUCUUUCAGAUUUCAAGAGCCCACCUGACAGGGACCAGAAGGAGUUGCUAUUGGGACAGAUGUCUAGCAAUGACAGCAGAAACUCUGACCAGGAGAUUUCUCUGAAAAAGCGGAGAGGACAAGCACAGUUCUUCCCCAGUAGCUUUUCUCCCUGUCCUGUACAUACAGUUGUAAGAAUGGUGAGCAUCAGAAUGUGUUAGGAUACUUUGAAAGGUCAGGUUGGUUUGAAAAGAAUGUGUUUAAACACUGGGAAGGUAUUAGUAUUAUCGUCAUCAUGAUUAUUACUAUUAAAUUUAUUGUCAGUUUUUCUCUGCCACGGCAAUUCAAGGUGACUCCCAGAAAGACACAAAACCAAACCCGCAUAAAUACAUUGAAAGCAAGUGGGGGAAAUACAUUAAAACAUCCCACAUUAUAGAUGUAUUUGAGCUGUAAAAAAAUAUUUUUAUUUAUUUUCUUACAUAUACAGGGUGAGUCUUUUAAAAGAGGCACCGUGGAACAUGUGUACUCUGUAUCCACGGGGCCUCUUUUAAAGGACUCACCCUGUAUAUCCUGCCUUCCUUCUGUGGAAGGAAGGAAACAAAGGUAGUAUACAUGUAGUAAUUAUAGAAUUGUAGAGUUGGAAGGUACCUCAAGGGUCAUCUAGUCCUGCAAUGUAGGAAUCUAGAGUAGAUCAUUCAUGACAGAUGGCCAUCCAACCUCUGUUUACUAACCUUCAAGGGAGGAGAGUCCACUGCCCUUGGUGGACCUGUCAAACAGCUCUUACUGUCAGAAAGUUCUUCCUAAUGUUUAAUCAGAAUCUCCUUUCUUGGAACUUGAGGCCAUUGGUUUGAAUCCUACCCUCCAGAGUGGGAGAGAACAAGCUCGCUCCAUUCUCCAUGUGACAGCCCUUUAGAUAUUUGAGGAUAGCUAUCAUAUUAUUUACCAGGCUAAACAUACCCAAUUCCCUCCACUGUUCCUCAUAAGGCUUGGUUUCCCUUUAUCAUCUUGGUCACCAUCCAGCCCAUAUUUUACCAGCUUCUCUGCAAGAAUAUCAUGGGGGACUUUGUCAAAAGCCUUACUGAAAUCAAGAUACACUACUUCCACACCAUUCCCUUGAUCCCCAAAGCUUGUAACUCUAUCAGAAUAAAAGAAAUUAAAUUCAUCUGGCAUGAUUUGUUUUUGAGAAACCCAUACUAGGUCUUAGUAAUCACGGCAUCCUUUUCUAAGUGCUCACAGACUGACUUUAAUUUUUCUGUUCUUGGACCAUUCCUGGUAUCAAUAUCAAGUCACUCAAACCUGCUUGUCCCCAGGAGGAUGGUGGCCUCUUGUGCCUUCAGACCACACUCUGAGUUCCAGGUUUAAGUGUCCAUUUAAGAAUGGCUUCAAGACCACAUGCCCAUGUGAACAUGCAGUGUGUGAAGCAGCCCUCAGGUUGCCGCAAGCGGACAGCUGGAAACAUCACAUUCCCUUAAGCACUUUGGGCUGAUUGUCCUAGGAGUGCGAUUACAAAUAAAUCCAUUGACAGUAGACAAACCCAAGGAGGAUGCUCAGUUGCCCUCUCACCAAAUCCUUUGCCAAAGAACAUUGCAUGUCAGACCACCAGGCUGUUAUGAGCACUAUUUGUUCUAGGAUGGGAGGUUAAUGGUACCGAGAUUAACUUCAAAACUUGCCAAAUACCUAAGCCGAUUUCAUCCAGUUGUUCCCAGGCAUUUACAAAAGGUCACAUCGCAUCAGUAGUUUUUAUUUGGGGGCCCCACAGCAGGUCAUUUUCAUCUUCUGAUCCAGAGAUUCUACUCUGUUUGGCUCCUUUUAUGCAGCAAUAUUCUUGCUAGCUACCAACCUCAAAGUACAAGAGCCCCAAAGCUCUACUGGGUUCCAACCCACCAUCAGGAAGAUGUCGAUCUAGCCUUGAUCUGUUGUUGCUGUUUUUUUACUUAUCCCAGAAGCCUUUAGAAUUGGCUUAGCGUGGGAUGAAUCAAAAUUAGCCUUAGAAGUUGAAAUGGAACAUUUGUAAGAGCAUGUCAGAAGUAUAUACAUUCCACUGAGAAGCAGAGAUAAUCUGUCCCUAUCUAAUCAUGCUCUUUCCUUUAUCUUGCCUACUUCUUGUUGUUUCCCUAUGCAGGCAGAAGAGAAGACCACCCAAAGAGAAGACUUCAGAUCCUUUGUUGAGCCACAGGCAUUUAGCCAGCACAGCUUUCCCUUGACAGCAGUUCAGCCACACUCCCAUCUUUCAUCUGCACCUUCCCAGCAUGUGAAUUUAGCCAGGAGCUCCUUUGCUGCAGAGGAACAACAUCUUUUGCAUGAUGCUUUAUUCAGAACUGCUCGGCGUUGGGAGCAAGGACUAGGGGAAGCCUUCUGUGAGUCCAGAAGCAGGCAAGAGAGGUCUGAAGUAGGUAGUAGACUACACCCAAAGAAGAGUGCUUCCAAAAGGCAUUGCCUGCCUUUUGCUACCUAUGAUUCCUUCGGUUCAGUCAAUCUGAGCGUGGAUGGCAAAGGCACCAGCCAUUACUUCUUGACUGAUUCCCAGCAACAUUCCUGUGUCUAUGAAUUAAGCCCAGAUCAAUGGAAUUUACUAGAGAUGGAGCCGGCUCCAUUCCACAGCCCGCAUCCUUCGCAGGAGCCGUGCAGUUGCCAGCCUCUGGAUUUGGGGCUCAGGCCCACGGAGAGAGCUGCCUCUGAGUCUCAGACGUCCUUUGAUGUCUUAAGAAGCAUCUGGAGCCCUAAAGUGCCCAGUAAGGGAGCCAAACUCCCCGUGUCCCAAGCUCUGGGCUACCCUUGUCUGGCUCACCAGCCAGCCACUUCCAGAGAGCUGAACGCGGAACAAGGGCAGCCAAAUGAGUUUCUUCAGCUGUACAGUAUCGUCCCUCAGCAGCACUGCUCUUCCUACAGGCAAAACCCUCAGCAAGACAAAUAUAUGCUCAGCAAACACCCAUCACACGGGACUGGGUUCUCUGUACUGGCAAAACCCAGAGCCUUCUGCCAGAAAGUCUCUGUAGAGCAAGGGAGAACAUCAAAUAGUUACCACUUCUGCGGACUGGCAGAGGCCUCCGAAAGAAUGCAAAGAAACAGAGACAAAGGGUGCUCCAGAUCCGGGAGCCAGACUCGUGAUCUGAAGCGGCUGCUUCAAAUGGAAGAAGCCCAGCAGCAGCUGCAGUUUUUCCAGCAGCUGCCUAUGUCGUAUUUCCCCCCCUCCGAGGCUCUAGAGAACAGGAACUCCCCUGACUGUGCCUUGCAAGGCCAUCUGUUGGGACAGUCCACCCCGGAGCCCUGGGCUUUCCCCCGAAUGAAGUUGUACUGAAAGGGUGUGGGGAGCCAAAUUUCUGAAUGAGAGAGGCUUGGAAAACGAGUGGAUGCUUGAUUGGUAUGAAAAGGAAAGCCAAGGUGAUCGCUUGGAAGGGCCAUUUGCUACUUUUUACCUAAAAUCACAACACACCUCCCCAAGAAUCCAGAGAACUGUAGUUCACUCCUCACAGAGCUUCCAUUUCCAACACUUUUAACAAGCUACAGUUCUCGGCAUUCUGUGUGGUGUGUGUGCAACCACACACUCGCAUAGUUCUGUGAUUUCUUUUUAUUUAAAGCACAUUUGUUUUGGGCCACUUAGAAGGCACAAAACUCUUCUCUUUCUAUUCCGGGUAUGACAGCCCAUCCUUUACAAACAUGAAGCGUAGGUUUGUUGUCUCAGUGUACCCAACAAGACACACGGGAUAAAGUCACCUGUUUCCAUUAGAUUGCCAUAUUUCAAGAUAGUAAAACUGUUCCUUUGCUUUUUCUUUUUUUAAGAGAGAGAAGGGAAUUAACUGAGGUCUCGAAUGUUUUGCUAGUGUAGGAAUAAAAAUAAAUGUGAAUCAUAAAAGUU
Molecule: messenger RNA, 14069 nt
Organism: Podarcis lilfordi (Lilford's wall lizard)
Lineage: Eukaryota; Metazoa; Chordata; Lepidosauria; Squamata; Lacertidae
Source: the annotation of a GenBank genome assembly